Molecule: messenger RNA, 1274 nt
Organism: Ochlerotatus camptorhynchus
Lineage: Eukaryota; Metazoa; Arthropoda; Insecta; Diptera; Culicidae
Exons: 3
Coding region: 237-1208 (323 amino acids)
Molecular function (GO): protein binding
Source: RefSeq, a predicted model, not a curated record
GCUCAUCGGGAGCGUGAGGAAGUCGGUGAAUAACAUUAUUCUCUGCAGUGCAGUAUUGGUACGGAUUUACGUUCUAAUGGUGGCUGAAUCACGGACAUCUGUCGCACUGGCUUUGUUUACAUCAUUCAGCCGAUUAGUGAAGGUCAUACUCGUCGCAAAUACCGCCAUAUGAAUGACGGCUCAGCAGUUGUAAAUUUGACACGAGACCGUCCUGAUCGUAUGUGGCAGUGGUGAUCAUGGUAGUGAAGCUGUUAUGGAUUGCUGUAUUGUUAGCCACAGAUGUGCUCUCUAUUGUCGAUUUCCCCUGUAAAAAUGAUAUUAAAUACCAUAAUCUAGGAAUCUGCAUAAUCGAAAAAUUCCACUACGAUGAUCUCGCCAACCUGACUGAAGAUAGUUUCCCAAAUGCAACUAAUCUGGAGUUCUGGGACACUUACUUGCCAUACUUUGGAGUGCACGUGUUCGAGAUGCUACCGGCUGAUAUACAACAGUUGACAUUUCGUGAUGGCUUCAUACGGGAAAUCUAUCUCCAGUCGUCGUCGUCGAUCGAAAGGCUACGAAUAUUGAAUACGGACCUGGUCACACUAGACACAGUGUCGGAGCCCAACUACAGUUUGAAACAAUUAUCUGUCCGAUCACCGGUGUAUUCCGCGUGGUCUCAGGGUCUUCUCUAUAUGAAAGCACUGGAAGUGAUUGAUGUGGCUUACUGCAACUUCAGCUAUCUGAGCUUGGAUUGGUUCGAAGGAUACGAAAACUUGCGAGUAUUGGAUGUUUCGAAAAAUAGGUUGCAAACGAUCCAUAGUCGACCGGGAUUGGUCAUGAGCACGCUAGAGGAGCUUUACCUCUGGGGUAAUCGAUUGGAGUUUGUGUGGCGAUUUCCGGAUGCUUUUCCAAUUGUUUCGAUAGUGAAUUUAUCGGAAAAUCUGUGGAGCUGCACCUGGGUGACGCUAGCCCGCGAUGCGAUCCGAGAUCAGGGAAUUGUGGUGAUCGAUUCGGAUUACUCAUGCAAGGUUGGAUGGGUUAACAAUGGUGGGCUAUGUUGUCGGUUGCAUGAAGAUGUGAAUCCAGUUCCAGGUAGAGCAAACGACGACAUUAGCAGCCCAUCGUCUUGGGUAGUGUUGGCAGAUUACAUUCUAGAUGAUGCAAACGAUACUGUGAUUGGGAUGCGUGUGGGUAAUUCGGUUGUUUACCUUGCUAAGCCACUUUCCUAAUGAAUUGCUCGGUGUGAAUUGGGAAACAUUUGUGCAUUUUCCGUAGUUUAUUAGGUUAUUUAAGAU